GAGUCAACUGACAAAAUGUCUUCAAAUUUAAAAAUUGAGAAGCAGCACUUUAAAUCCAACUCUACACCGUUUUAAUGCAUGUAUUAGUUUUAAUAAUGAUUUUUGGUGCAUGCCUUUGGGCUUAUUCAAAAGUGUACAAUAGAAAAGUAUAUUUCCUUUCUUAGAAAGGAGAUGUUUUUCUACUUUGCAACAUGUGAUUACAAAAAUCUUCCUCUGUUGGAAGAUUAACCAUAUAUUGAACUACUGAAAAGUAUAUAUUUUUAGAUAUACAGAAGGAAUCUACAUGGAGCAGCAUUCAGACCUAUAUAGAAGUCAUAGCAUUCUGUAUAGGACCAAAAAGGAAGUAACAUUAAACACUUAAACAGACUUCGUCGGGUAGAAAUACCUUCAGAUCUUGCAUUGACUUCCAAAAAGAAAAUGCCACAGAAGUUUGUUGAAACUUUUGUUUGAAUUUUCUCUGUCAGUGUAUUUAACCCAAAUACAACAGCUUUGGGUUAGCACAUAUGUAAGAAUCAAAAAACAAAACUAAGUAGAUCAGUCUGGUUUGCCAAUCCAGCUUGACUGAAUAAGUAAACUAAUCACUUGCAACAUGAAAAACUGUCCAACUCCUCUGAGGUUUUGACAAAAUAACCGUGGCUGAUGUGGGAAGACUCCCACUUUGAUUUCUGACCCGACAGUGAAGAUUCAUGCUUGACAUGAUUUCAAACCUGACUGUCUGUUUAAGGAGCCAUGGUACAGUUUGCUAAUUCAAUCCCAGAUACCUGUUGAUUACCUGUGAGAUCUAGAGUCCAAAGUAGCCAGCAGCUGUAUCCCUGAGUGCUCUGUGCCCAUCAGAUAUCAUAAAGUAAGCAGAGUUGGGACAGGUCGCAGCUCAGAUGAUUGACCUCAGGUGCUGUAGACAGCCCCAGAUUCAAAAAUUGUAUCUGCAUUCUUGGGCGUCAUCACUGAACUGAUGUCCCACACUGUGUUACUUACUGUAGAUGCUCUCUUUUAGAGAAGGCCCAGAGCACACAUCCUAAUUGCUUGUGGUACUCAGAGAGGGGGUGCUAACUCUGAUGCCCUGGCCAAAUUCCAGUUUAGGGAUGUGGGUCUUCCUGUCAUUCUAAUUGGAAAUGUGCAUCACUUCCCAUUUUUCCUAAUUCUCUGAGUGCAAACUAUACUAGUCUGUUUCUUUGCCCUAGUCCCAAGUCUCCAAGAAACUGGUGUGUAUUAAAUGGGCCAAGUUCAUGCCUUAUCCUAAUGCACAAGAGUUGAAGAAUGAGUGAGCUUGGUGUCAGGAUGCCCUGUGGUUGGAGGAUGGACUCUUGUGAUGCCCGGCAGAUGAAAUCUUUGGCCCUCUUUUUGCAUAAGUUAGGGAAUGUGCACUGGCUGGGGCUUCUAGCCAUGAGGUGUGAGCUGAAACCAAUUUUCCCUCUUUUCUUAUGACAUGAUUAGAAUAUCUGUUGGGUUUUCAGCAGUCAGGGAAGGCCGGAGUUCUGCAGCUUCAAUCUGGGUAACUAGGCUGGUUUGAAACAAGACUUUGGUUAAUUAACUGGGUUCUCAGAUGCCACAGACUCCGUGAGAAGUCACCAUUAUUUUCAAUGGUUGUGAUAGAAUUUUCCCCUAGUAGCCAUUAUUUUAAGAUUAUAUUGCAGAGUUGCUUUAUUUUGAGCUUUUUGUGUAUACACAAUCCCAACUGGAAGAAAUUUUAAAAAAGGAAUCCUGCUGUGAAAGGUAUAUAUUACUCUAGAUUUUUCUUACUGUAAAUAUUGUAAGAUUGUAAUACUGUUGAUAUUUUAUUAACCAACAAAUGUUAAUCUAUGUGAAUUCAGACUUAUUUUAAAUGUGCUUCUUAUUUUCUGUGUGUGGUCCCUGUUGCUGACAGUAUUAAGUUAUAUUCUGAUGUAAGAUUAACUUUAUUAAAGAAUGUAAACAUUAAUGUUUCCUUAUGGGAAAACAAAUAAAGUAUAAAGAAGACAAUUCUUUUCAUUGAAAUAUACUGUGUAUUUACACUUGCUAGACCCAGCACCACUUAUAAAUUUACAACACUGUUCAGAAUUUUAGUUAACGCAGCUGACAUGGUUGUGCACUGGUUUGGAAGUCUAAGAGUAGGUAUUGUUGGAAUAUAAAAAGUUUGUAUUUGUCUGCUGUGAAUCAUAAUUUUGAAAUUUCUAAUCAUGUUUGUAAAAUUUUUAUAGUAAACAUUUUAAUGACAAUUUAAAAAUUUAUCUUCUCUAAAAAAUGGUCAAAACAUAUCUGUUCAAAAAUAGAAUUGUUCUUUAAUAUCUUUCCAAAAUGACUUUGGUUAAAUGGACCAGAUGUAUAUUAGUUAAAAUUUAGGACUAAGUUGUUGAUAUUCUUUGAGUUUACAAGUUAAUCCUUAUUGGAAAUGUGCCAAUAUACAGUAGAAUAUCAUUAAUUUGCACUGUUUGGGGACCCCAUUUAAGAAUGCUGAAUUUUGCCAACUAAAAAGUAAGCAAAUGUAAUUUAAAAGUAAAUUUGAGCAUUCUGUAUUAAAUAUGUGCAGUUAUUAUCAUAUGAAGAAGCGCAGUGUGUUGGGCUGUAAUAUAACCAUAUUUGCUGUCAUGUUCUCCCAUCUCAGUGCUGGGAACUCACCAUGUGGAAACCAAGCAAACGUGUUGUGCAUCAGCCGGCUUGAGUUUGUUCAAUAUCAAAGCUGAAACUAGCGAGGUCUGCUGUACUGCUUAUUGAAGUAUUGUGAUUCUUUUAGGCAUUGAUUCUUACAAACUAUAUACUGUAACAGUAUACUUUGUACAGAUUUAAAUUUUAUUUGAAAAAAUGAAAUAAAGUAGGCAAAAAAUAAAGAUGUUUAUUUUUCAUGUGACUA
This is a messenger RNA of Castor canadensis (American beaver), 2827 nucleotides long. Lineage: Eukaryota; Metazoa; Chordata; Mammalia; Rodentia; Castoridae. The record is from RefSeq and is a predicted model, not a curated record.